Betta splendens (Siamese fighting fish) is the source of this 3008-nucleotide messenger RNA. It is a transcript of the gene slc43a2b, whose product is annotated as solute carrier family 43 member 2b. The record is from RefSeq and is a predicted model, not a curated record. NCBI's taxonomy places the organism in Eukaryota, Metazoa, Chordata, Actinopteri, Anabantiformes, Osphronemidae. Bases 253 to 2049 code for a protein of 598 amino acids. Gene Ontology annotation, molecular function: neutral L-amino acid transmembrane transporter activity; L-amino acid transmembrane transporter activity. The transcript has 15 exons. Gene Ontology annotation, biological process: transmembrane transport; neutral amino acid transport.
AGGGGGCGCUGUGUGGAGGGAGCUGGAGUAUAAAAUCCUGGCCUUUCAGAUAACUGGUCACUUUAAAGCCAAGAGUACGUCUGGAGAGGAGUCUGUGUGAAGAGAUCAGACUCCCAGUCGCACCAGUCCGGGAGCCUCUCUCCGCUCGUCCAGGUUGUUCUGUCCCUCUCUCUCUCUCUCUCUCUCUCUCUCUCCCUGUUCAUCCAUCCGCCUCGUUCGCCCCCUCUCCGCUCUCCCUUCCUCACCUCCACCAUGGCUCCGACCUUGGCCACGGCGUUCGCCCGGCGCUGGUGGAUGGCGGUGACGGCCAUCGUGGAGAACCUGCUCUUCUCCGCCGUGCUGCUGGGAUGGGGCUCGCUGCUCAUCAUGCUCAAGUCAGAGGGCUUCUACUCGUACCUUUGCAACGAAGAAGGCAACAGCUCCAGCUACAACCUGUCCCGGUCCGCGGCCGCGCCGGAGCCCGACGACUACGACUACUACGAGGGCGAGGCCGGCGUGGUGGGUCUGGGGGACGGGGUGGAGAUGAAGCCCCUGGUGCCCCAGGACGGCCCCCUGCGGAUGAACGGCUGGCUGGUGUGCAAGGAGCAGGACGAGAUGCUGAACCUGGCCUUCACCGUGGGCUCCUUCCUCCUGUCCGCCAUCACGCUGCCGCUGGGCAUCGUCAUGGACAAAUACGGGCCGCGCAAGCUGCGUCUGCUGGGCAGCACCUGCUUCGGUUUGUCCUGCCUGAUGAUCGCGUACGGAGCCUACCAGCCCAACGACCUUUCCGUGCUCAUCUUCAUCGCGCUGACUUUCAACGGCUUCGGGGGCAUGUGCAUGACCUUCACCUCCCUCACGCUGCCGAACAUGUUUGGGGACCUGCGCUCCACCUUCAUCGCCCUGAUGAUCGGCUCCUACGCGUCCUCUGCUGUCACCUUCCCUGGAGUCAAGGUGAUUUACGACCUGGGCAUCUCCUUCAUCACCAUCCUGGUGGUGUGGGCUGCGUGUGCUGGACUGGUCUUCCUCAACUGCUACUUCAACUGGCCUCUGGAACCGUUCCCCGGCCCGGAGGACAUGGACUACACCGUGAAGAUCAAAUUCAGCUGGCUGGGCUUCGACCACAAAAUCACAGGGAAGCAGUUCUACCAGCAGGUGACCACGGUGGGCCGGCGCCUCAGCGUGGGCAACAGUCUGAAGGAGAAGGAGACGGCCGCCAAGGAUGGGAACACCCUGUGCCUCUCCACUAUGGACCUGGAGGUGGAGUGCAAGCCUCAGGAGGAGUCCCAGUCGUUCCUGAAGAGCAUCAUCAGCCCGAUCUUCCUGCUCAGCCUGGUGACCAUGUCGGUCACUCAGCUCCGCCUCCUGUUCUACAUGGGGGCCAUGAACAGCGUCCUGGAGUCUCUCAGCGAUGGCGACUUCAACACAGUGGAGCGAAUGGAAGUUGUGAGCCUGUACUCCUCCAUCUUUGGCGUCUUGCAGCUGCUCUGCCUGAUGACCACGCCUGUGAUUGGUCAGAUCAUGGACUGGAAGCUCAAGGAGUGCGACGACGGAGAGGGCGAGAAGGAGCCCUCCAGCAAGGGCGAAACUAAGAAGAAGCGCAGAGACAGGAAGACCCAGAAGGUGACCAACGCCCUGCGAGCGUUCGUGCUCACCAACGUGCUCCUGGUGGGAUUCGGAGUCACUUGCCUGAUUCCCAACCUCCCGCUUCAGAUCGUGUCGUUCAUCUUACACACCGUGGUCAGAGGAUUCAUCCACUCUGCCGUCGGCGGCCUCUAUGCGGCUGUGUACCCGUCCUCCCAGUUCGGCAGCCUAACGGGCAUGCAGUCACUGGUCAGCGCCGUGUUCGCCCUGCUGCAGCAGCCCCUGUUCUUGGCCAUGAUGGGACCCCUGGGGGGCGACCCCUUCUGGGUCAACAUUGGACUGUUCGCUGUCAGCAUGCUGGGCUUCCUGCUGCCGCUCUACCUGAUCUGCUACCGACGGACCCUCCACAAGGAGCAACAGAUGAAGGAGGAGAACGCUAAGAUCUACAUCAAGAUCAACGGCUCCGACGUGCCCGAGGCCUUCAUCUAGAGGAGAGCGAAGGCGAAGAUCGGUUUCUAACCCGCGAUCGCCCAGCGACGCACAGACACAAUCCCACAUGUCACAUUUAAGCGUAUAAUUGUUAGACUCUUCUCUCUUUAGUGCAAGUAUUUCUAUCCCAAAUCCCACCGGCGAGAACUGCUACUGCAGUUGUCAUGGAAACGGAGUGUCGCCGAAGAGACACGUGAAAAGAAGCGCACGAGAGGAAAGACUGUGAAAGGAAGGAGGCAUCAGCUCCUCUGCGUCCCCCCAAAUCCUCCCGUGUCUCUUUUUACUCCUGCGUCGAGCAGCGCGUCUCUUCUUUUUUCCUCCUUAACGUUGGCUUUAAAUCGUGCUGACCGUGGAUCAGUGUGAUUUAUCGGUGCUACCUACUGUAUCCGCCCGUCGGCUUGGGACUGGAUGUGAGUGUGAGUGUGGAUCAAGUGGCGUUAAUGACUGACAGGAGGGAGUGAAGUGCCUUAGUGCUAAGGUUUCUCAGGCAAGUAGUCCUGAUUCAUUAAAGGGCUGGAACACGUCUAACAUCUUAUCACAAACCUAAGUGUCCCAUAAGAAGGACAUCAAACAACCUGCAUCGUUUUUCCUAAAGAGAAAUGUUCAUAGAUUAUUUAUUUUGCUUCCUGCUUCAUUUAGUUGACUUUUUAUACUUUAUGAAGUUUACCAUAGAUGCCUUUGAAUCUAUGACUGGGCUGCCUGUUCUGUUAACCUUUUACACAAUAAAAGUCUGCAGUAUUGCACAUCCUUAAUGUUUCUAUUAACCAUAACCAUGAGGUCAUCCAGUGCCUUCGAUCAUUACUCAUUACUUCUAACACGAAUAAAGCACUUUUACCUAUUGUACGUAUAGACACGUUCCCACCGAGCUCCUCCUUCUCUAUUUAUUUUAUGCAGGCAUGACUGUUUAAUAUGGUGAGACUUCUGAGGGUUUAUAAUAAAGAUGUGUCAGCCUCUUUAAA